UAAAAAAACACACCUUAUCUCAAAUACCCUUUGCUCCUUUAGCCUCACUCACGCUCUCUUCUCUUCUGCUCCAACUACUAACUAAUCAAUCCUAAGAAACCCAUUUGAAAUUUCAAGUCUCGUUCUGGCUACUACGUCCAUGUUCAUUGUUUACCACACUUCACCAUUCCAAGGCUCUCAUAAACUUCAGCUUACAACUCUGCUACAGAAAAAUAAACUAUUGGUUCUAGAUAUAAGUGCGUUUCCAGAGUAGAAGUGAGGCUAUUGGGUAUGAAAUAAACAUCAAGCACCAUCAUCUACGAAUAUUGUCGCUACUAUAAACAACACAAAAUGGAGAAUGAAUGGAGCUGGGAGCAGAACACGCUCAUCAAUGAGUUAAUUCAAGGGAUGGAGGUAGCAAGGAAGUUGAAGGCGGACUUGAGGACGCCGUAUUCGGCCGGCACAAGAGAUUUACUGGUGCAGAGGAUAUUAUCUUCUUAUGAAAAGGCUCUACUAAUUCUAAGAUGCAAUGCAUCAACUUCCGAGUUGCAGGCCAUGAGUCAAGCAACAGCGACUCGGUUACCAGAGUCCCCAUUGUCUGUUCAUGGAAGUCCUUUGAGUGAGGACGUUGAUGGGACCAUCAAGGAUCACCAGGAAGUUAAACAUGAUUCAAAGAAAAGAAAGACAAUGCCCAAAUGGAUGGACCAAGUAAGAGUGAGCUGCGAGAGUGGUCUUGAAGGACCACAUGAAGAUGGCUACAACUGGAGAAAAUAUGGUCAGAAAGACAUCCUUGGUGCCAAAUAUCCAAGAAGUUACUAUAGGUGCACCUUCCGCAACACUCAGGGCUGUUGGGCCACAAAACAAGUACAGAGGUCAGAUGAAGAUCCUACAAUAUUUGACAUAACUUACAGAGGAAAGCAUACCUGUUCCCAGGGAAACAAUGCUGUUAUGCCACCUAAGUCACCAGACAAACAAGAGAAACCACACAGUCAUAACAUUGAUAUUCACCAUGCACAGGCAUCACAUGAAAGCCUUACAAAGUUCAGAAACAUCUUGGCUGUCAGCACAGAUAAAUUGGACAGUGGAGAUAUGACCUAUCCUUUCACUUUCCCUUCAACUUCAUUUGGAUGCAUGCAACAAGAAAACCACAGCUUGAUUCCUUCAUCCCUAGGGAACGAAUCCUUCUUGAGUGACCUAUACCAAACACACCUGUUAUCUCCAACUACACCAGAAUCACACUACUUCUCAUCUCCAACUUUCCAGAUGAAUGAGUUUGAUGGGAUCUAUAACAAGCCGAAUUCGGAUUCUGAAGUUAAUGAGAUCAUUUCCACCAACACAUCAGCAACCAAUUCUCCAAUUCCCGAUUUCAAUUUCUCACUUGAUCCAGUGGAAAUUGAUCCAAAUUUCCCUUUUAAUACCCCAGGAUUUUUCUCUUGAUUGUACUAUAAUGGAAUCCUAUAAGCAUAUAAUUUUCCCAAAAUAGGACAAGUUCAAACAGCAGUAGAAUUGUAGAAUAAAGAAUCAGCAACUGCAGCACUCAUGAAUGUCACUGUAGUCAAUAUCAGAAUUACAAUUUUGGCAUUGUUUAUCAAAAAGCAGUUUGUACUUUCAGAUUAAAAGGUGCUCUAAAUUUUCCUCGGUACAA
This is a messenger RNA of Cajanus cajan (pigeon pea), 1624 nucleotides long. RefSeq names its product WRKY family transcription factor (gene WRKY53). The record is from RefSeq and is a predicted model, not a curated record. Gene Ontology annotation, biological process: regulation of DNA-templated transcription. NCBI's taxonomy places the organism in Eukaryota, Viridiplantae, Streptophyta, Magnoliopsida, Fabales, Fabaceae. Gene Ontology annotation, molecular function: DNA-binding transcription factor activity; transcription cis-regulatory region binding. Gene Ontology annotation, cellular component: nucleus.